GGUGCUCGUCGUGACGUUGGCGCGAGGCAGUGUUGCUUCCCUUCAGAAAGCGUAUUCGGAGAAUACGCCGUGUUGCCUGGAGCCUUGAAGGGGUUUAUGUGGCGAAAAUACGUCUCUUCGCAUAGAAAGCGUAUUGGGAGAAUGCGUAUUAUGGCUGGUAGGUGGAUUCAAAAUUUUGAAAUUUGCCUUUCUGCAGGGGGGGAAACCGCAGCAGCAGCGGGGAGAGUUUGGUCGCCUGAGGUUUUUGCCUCGCCACGCCGGAGUGGCUCGCCGCCGCCGCCGCCGUGGUGGAAGGAGUCCGUUCCGGCUCGUCUCGCCGUCGCACCCCCCUCCGCUGAGCAAAACGGAACCAAUGAUGGACACUCUAGAGCUUGCAAGUGCAAUACCAGAAGCUGGAGAUGAGGCAUUUCAGAUUCACCGCUUGAAGCGAUCUGCAUAUGCUGCUGUGCUGAGAGCGUUCUAUGCUCAACCAGACCUUCUCUCAGGGGCCAAGGAAGGUAGUCUUGCAAAACUGAGAAGUGAAUUCACAAUAUUUGACACCGAGCACAGAGAAUAUCUAAUGAAGGCUAUCUCAGGAAGUCAGUCUUUGAGUGUUGGUUUGAACAAAGCAAGCAUUUGUAAUAUUGAAGUUACAAAGGAUUCUCUAGAUCUUGUACCCAUGAUAACAGAUGCUCAAGAUACUGCAUUUCAGAUUCACUGCUUGGAGCGAUCAGCAUAUGCUUCUGUGUUAAGAGCUUUCUUUGCUCAGUCAGAACUCCUCUCACGGUCACAGGCCAAGCUUCUCACUGAACUGAGGAAAAAACUUAGAAUAUCAGAUGCGGAGCUUAGAGAAGUUCUCAUGAAUGUCACUUCAAACGAGUAUAUCAAGUCUUUGCGGAAUUGUAGUUUGGCAAAUAACUCUGGUCUUAAGGAUCCUACUUUUGAUGCACGUGCCAUGGUUCCUGAUAAGCUCGUCAAAGAUGGACAAAGCUUCACCUCAUUCACAAACUGCAUCAGUUUGUCUCAGGAAUCACAAAUAUCACCGCGUUCAAUGCUAUCUGUGAGGAGUGUUGACAUAUUACGUAGCUCUCACAGGACCAAAAAGGGUCCCUGUCUUUAUCCCCAUGCAAUAGUUCCUGCUAAGAAGUACUCUGGAAAUGAGUACACAUUAUCAUACUUAAAAUCCUCUCCAGCUGAACAAUUGCCAGUUGCAGUUUCCUCUGUGCAGGUGAAACGUAGCACAGAUGAUCCGCUUGAUACUAAGACAUUACCUUGUGAAGUGAAGACUGGCUGCACUCUAUCUCCCAUCCAAUUAAAGCACAUCCAAGCAAAUGCUGGUCAUGUUCCUUUGUGUAUUCAUCAAGACAUGAAAGCAUCAAUGAAAAGGAAAACUGAAGUGCCAGAAGUGACAGGAUCUAAGAGCUUGACUGUCAUCGUGUCAACUGCUGGAAACAUAGAACAUGAUUUUGACAUCAUGAAGCUUGACCUAACUGCCAACCUCCUGAGCAAGGUUGAACAACUGUUUAGAGAAAAGCCAAACCCAGAUGAUUUAGAGACAGCAAAGGCGAUACUCAAGGAACAAGAAAAGGUCCUUUUAGAUGCAGUCCUUAAGCUUUCUGAAGUAUCAUAUGUUGAGGAGUGUUUCAGCACCAACUGCCAGCCAGAUGAGUUCAACCAGCACUAUGAGUAUGAGAGCGACGACGAGAUGCCGCAGAAGACAGCGAGCACAAACGACGCCGAGACGCCACCAAAACCGGUGAGCCCAAGCGACAAGGAGGCGCCUCCGCAGCCAGUGCCAGGACGUGGUGGUGGCGCCACCAGCAAGGGUAAGGCGAAGCCCCGCGACUCCGGCCGGAGCUCCGGCGGUGGCAGCGGAUCAGGCGGCCGGCUCGACGCAGCGGACGACCAACCCACCUCCGCCUCCACGUGCACAUCAUCAAGCACACUGUCGCCGCGAUCAGAACGAGAGGGGGAAGCCAAAGCCCAGCGCGCGCGCGGGAGGGUGUUUGAACCACCGGCCAAGCGGGCCCGGCGCCCCUCCGUGAGGCUCUCACGGUCGGAAUGGCUCUGGUGGUGAAUGCGCGCGCGACUGUGUUCAGCUGGAAGCCCCCGCAAUGUGAAUUCGCUUGACAACAACAUCAUGACUGACCAUCACCAACUCUGCUACUGCAAAAUUUGACAGUUUUUUGCUGGAGACCUCUCACCUCUGAUCAGGUAAAGUAUAGCUCUCGCCUCUGUCCGGCCUCUUAAGCUUUAAGCACAAAGUGGUACAUAGAACAUAGUUAAUGUAACUAGCUAGUCCUUUCUUCCAUGCACAUAUAGGUCCAUCGGUAGUCACUUUCAAUUAUCAAAACACAUUUUGAGACAGUUUCAUGUUCCCACUAGGUUAUACAGUACCUAAAAACAUUUCAUUACUCACUAUCUGCUAUGCACUUGUGGCAUAUUUUUUUGUGCUUUGCCAUGGAUUGGAAACAGUGAUAAAAUUGAUGGUUUUGAUAGUGUACUGAAUUAGGCUGCAUUCUCAGGCAGCUUUAAGAUGUUGCCUGCUAGUAGCAUAGUACUAUCCCUGCACUGCAGUUCUGGAAAGUGGUCGCUGGCUGUGCCCAUGUGAGUGAAGAUGGUGGUAAUGCCUGUGCCUUGUCUAUCCCAUGCAAUUCUCCCUAUUCGAGCUGUAGAUAUCAUGCCAUUAGGUACAGAGACUCGAGUGAACAGCAUUAGAUCUGAAAAACUUGCAUUGGCCUUUUAUAACUGCUCGCAGCUACCACUGGUCCCGGUCACAAGUACUUCAUGUUUUUUGUUGGUCUGUCCAGCUCCAGCAUGGUUAAACUGUACAUUCAUCACGGUUUUGUGAUGGCUGAGUGGCUUACUCAUGCAAGAUCUAGUUAUGCAGAGACAGGGAUUGGUCUUAACUCUUAAACAAAGUGUAUCAUCAUGAUGUGAUCGUCGUCUAAUCAAUAAAAGCUUCCUUCAUACUCC
Oryza sativa Japonica Group (Japanese rice) is the source of this 2955-nucleotide messenger RNA. Its product is annotated as protein EMSY-LIKE 1. The record is from RefSeq and is a predicted model, not a curated record. Lineage: Eukaryota; Viridiplantae; Streptophyta; Magnoliopsida; Poales; Poaceae. Gene Ontology annotation, biological process: defense response to fungus.